This is a messenger RNA of Nipponia nippon (crested ibis), 276 nucleotides long. The record is from RefSeq and is a predicted model, not a curated record. NCBI's taxonomy places the organism in Eukaryota, Metazoa, Chordata, Aves, Pelecaniformes, Threskiornithidae.
AUGGUGCUCAUGAUUCAAGAGUGUCCCUAUGGUACCUAUGGAAUGGAAUGCAGGAAAACCUGCAACUGUCCGUCUGGCAUCUGUGACAGAGUAACCGGCAAGUGUCUGAAGUUCCCAUUUUUUCAACUGUCUGCUUCAAAGCCUCCAAAUAGACGAAAAAUAGUUUCACACACAGAGAAUGACAUGGCAUCAGGGGAUGGCAAUUCUGUAAAAGAAGAAUUUGUUAAGGAGAAACCUAUUCGCUCUCCGGUAAUGAAAUGGCUAAAUCCUCGCUGA